Messenger RNA from Symbiodinium pilosum, 933 nucleotides. The record is from the annotation of a GenBank genome assembly. NCBI's taxonomy places the organism in Eukaryota, Dinophyceae, Suessiales, Symbiodiniaceae.
AUGCAGGUGACUGAUGGCUCUGGUCGUCUUGGAAACAACUUGGCUUUCAUACUUCGUGGCUUGCUGUUCGCGAAGCUGACCAACCACGCAGUAGUGAAUUUGAAUCUGGCAACAAAGUCUUUGCGGGAGAUCUUUGAUGGGAAGGCAGUGCUGCCCCUAGCCAGCUCCAAAGUGGAAGGAUCGCGCUUCUGCCCUGAGAAGUCAGACAAACGCCAGCUGGGGAGGCCUAUCUACAACUUCCAGGGUGAAAGAUGCAAGGGAAGCAAAGCACAGGACUUCCGUGUAAUGGCGCUUGAACAUCUCCAGCAGGCGUUCCUGCCUGAAUUCCAACAGUGCCUGGACAGAUCCAGCUCAGACGAUGCCAAGGAGUUGACAAUUCAUUUGCGCGGUCAGGAUCUUUGGGGUCUCGCGGAGUUUGAGCUGACUUCAAACAAACCCAUCCCAAUGGACGCGCCUGCGCACCACUGGCUGUGGCACCAGCCGCCUUGUACGAUGUAUCGAAAGAUCAUUGUAGAAGAAGGUUUCAAGAAAGUGCUCGUGGUAACAAGCCCAGAUCUGAGACAUGUUUGCAUCGAAUGGCUCAAGUCAAACGCUGCCAAUCUUGGCAUCGAGGUAAUCGUGCAAGCUCAAAGUUUGCGGGAGGACUUCUGUGCGUUGACGCGGGCUUCCAAUCUGGUUCUCUCGUUCUCGACUUUGGGGGACAAUGCAGCAGUGCUCAACAGGAGACUGAAAAAGCUGUAUUUCCGCGAGUUUGCACAGACGCACUCCUUGCUGGACUGCGAGUUGUGGCCGGGAACAGCGCUGUACCAGUACACUAUGCCCAUCAACGAAGGCAGUCAUCAGCCAUACGGCGGCACGUACGGGGAGGUCAUUAAGUGGUUUACCAGCUACGAUGAGUCGCAGAUCACAAAGCACGAGGGCUGCAAGCGAUAA